Molecule: messenger RNA, 1401 nt
Organism: Solanum lycopersicum (tomato)
Lineage: Eukaryota; Viridiplantae; Streptophyta; Magnoliopsida; Solanales; Solanaceae
Cellular component (GO): nucleus
Molecular function (GO): protein heterodimerization activity; core promoter sequence-specific DNA binding; RNA polymerase II general transcription initiation factor activity
Source: RefSeq, a predicted model, not a curated record
GCACUUUCCCCAAAUCUUCUCCUCUCUCUCUAUCUCACUUCGAACAAUGAUUGUCUUCUUCUGAUUCUUCCAAUUUCAGAAAGAAAUUUGUUCACUAGAUUCUCUAAUUUAGUAUUUUAUAUCCUUAGAUUCUCUCUAUUUUUGAAUGGACAGAAUCUGAUUUAUCAUGAGGAAGAAACUUGAUACUCGCUUUCCUGCGUGAGGCAGUACCAUGAUGUGGUAUGCCGCCUGUGCUAGUCACCGUGGAUCAUUGUUGGAUACAUAAAGACAAAUAGGCCCGGAUCAAGAAAAUUAUGCAAGCCGAUGAGGAUGUCGGUAAGAUUGCAAUGGCUGUGCCUGUUCUAGUGUCAAAAGCCUUGGAGUUAUUUUUACAAGACCUUUGUGACCGGACAUAUGACAUAACUCUUAGAAGAGGAGCAAAGACUGUUAAUUCACUGCACUUAAAACACUGUGUACAAAGCUACAACGUGUUUGACUUUCUUCGGGAAGUGGUCAGCAAGGUUCCUGAUUAUGGCCAUUCUGAUGCUGCUGGUGAAAUGCCAAAAAGAAGGAAAGUUGCUAUAGAAGAACAUCAUGACAGUGAGGAUGAAUACAAAAAGAGCAGGACGGAGAUGUCUCCUGUUGGCAGUAGUGGUAGGGGAAGAGGUAGGGGUAGAGGAAGAGGUCGUGGUCGGGUAAGCCGUGCUGAUAAGGAGCUCUCACGACCUGAUAUGCAACUUGAAUCCUGCACUUCUGCUCAGCAGAGUGUUCAACAAAAUCCAAAUCCUGGAACUCAGACAGAGAACUGCUCAGAACCGAAAGAAUCACCUACACAGGAUUCCACUGUUUGUGACAAAGAAAACUCAGUUGUAACAACUCCUAAUCUGAAGGUCAAUGUAGAUGAUAAUACUGAUAAACCAGCUGCACCGGAAAUAGCACCCUGCAAUCCAUCACCAAGGCCUGUGAACGAGAAAGCAGAGGAAGGCCCUCAGUGGUCCCUCGAAAUGGACAGAAUGGUCAUUGACCCUGCUCAUAUGUCACAACUGAAUACAAGUGUAGCAGAAGAGGAAGAAGAUUAUGAUGAAGAAGAGUAGGCAGAUGAAAUAACAAACAAAUGGCCUAUUUGACAUAUGCUAUUUAUUGAUUACAGUUGCCUGUAGGCCUUGACACAAAGGGCCCUUGUGAUUUAUUGACAUAUUAGUGUCCGUCUAUUUCUUAGUUGUCUUUGUGACUUUAAGUCUUUGUAAUGGUCUCUAACCCUUCCCUUUUCCACUAGUAAUAAGUAGGAAGUGUGUUCGUUGCUCCAACCAGCACUCCAUGUAUCAAUUACUGUGUGAAAUUAGGUUAAGUCCAUUUUGAAUCUUCACUUUUUUUAUUUUAUAACCUAGAAAUCGACGCGGUAGCUGACUAAGUUUCAGUGUC